Messenger RNA from Porites evermanni, 4866 nucleotides. NCBI's taxonomy places the organism in Eukaryota, Metazoa, Cnidaria, Anthozoa, Scleractinia, Poritidae. The record is from the annotation of a GenBank genome assembly.
GGCAACAUGGCGGCAGUCUCAGGGGUCUACACGGUUUUCAGUGACGGUUAAAGAUCAGAUUUAUUGACCCUCCAUGCGUUUAUCAUCCGCUCAAAAAUGGAAAUGAAAGCCUUCGUGGAAAAAUGCAGGGAUGAAGGACAUUUUACUGAGAUUUUCAACAGUGGAAAUCACGUAGAGUUCGUCUCUUCCGGUGGGGCAAAGGACACAAACGUGGCAAUUUUAUUGUCGCACGAUUACGACAGGAAGCCAUGUAAUGAACAGUUUGAAUCUGAGAUAGAAAAGACAUGGGCGUUACGUAGAGAAAAAAAUCCAUUCCUUUUCAACGGAUCGAAGUUUCGUCUUUUUGGCGUAGGCCACGAGGAUGGGAAACCAGUGACUUUGCUUUUAGGACAAACGUGUUAUAGAGAUUAUGUUUGCACAAAUAUGAACAACAGUCAAAGGAUAUUUUUGAAUGAAUUUGGGAAAUCGGAAUAUGCCAACGAACAUGCUUGUUUUUCUGAUGCGUUAGGAGUUGGAUCUGUUGUCGAAACAAGUGACAGUAAGUUAGUUUUUAUCAGAAGAAGUCAUCAAGUUUAUGAAGACCCUGGGCGCUUGGACACACCAGGAGGACAUGCAGAACCAAGUGUAUGUAGGGACGAGGGGGGUGGGGUAUUUUGCAGAUUGCCCAAUGGCCACCAAACUUCUCAUGACUUUGUAGUUAAGUGAUAAUGGUUAAGAAACUUAGCGAGUCAAGUUUCGGGUCAUUUUGCCCAGUAUAAUGACCCUAAAUGGAACUUGAUUCACUCAGUUUCCUAACCCUAAUCAUUAAACUUCAGAGUCAUUUGGCAUUCAGCAGCCAUUUGGUGUUCUGCAAAAUACGCCUACUGGGAAAAGGGCAGAGGAUAGAUGGGUAGAUUUCCUCAUGCCUAUAUUCAUGCCAUUUUGUCCACAUGGAAAUGCAGACGAUACAAGCAUGAACAUUAGGACAUGUUUCAUCAACAAAAACACUUUGUAUUUCCCAUGAGGUGGCAAUGAAGACAAGCCAAGAGGUGAAAAUGUUUGGGGUUGUUCUUGUCACCAUGUUGGUCUGCCUUACCUGUGUGACAUGAAGUCCAGUUGCUGAGACUAGUCUUUGAGGGAAGGGGACUCUUGUUCAUUAAGAAAUUGUGAUGAGAAGGGCUCAAGGGGAUGGGUUUUUUACUUUUUUGCCUCCCCUAGACUAUCCUCAAAGAUCCACAGCAUUCAGUUGGGAGAAAAGGCACAGCAAGCAUUUUCCAGCAUGCUGACAGUCCCUGGGUCUCUGAGGAUGCCCCUGGACCUUUCACUAAUAUCACAUGCAUAGGGUCACGCAUAAAUUAUAUAUUGAAACACCCAUUGCACUUGUCAUCACAGAACCUGUCAGCCUAUCCUAAUUCCGCCAAUCUUUUUUCAGGAAGUUAAACUUCAAAACAGCAAGUUUGACAAGAACAGAUCAGUUGAUUUAGAUGACAUGGAUGAAAAAGCAGUUGUAUAUGAGUUGUUUCACUCCAUUGUGAGAGAAGUUAGAGAUGAAGUAAGUGCAGUGUGCAUCAGAUUGCUUGUGACUGUAAGUUGAUCUAUGGUCACAUCUUUGUUGAAAGUUUGUUUUUCUGUUUGGGCAAGCCAAAUUUGAAAUGUCAUUUUGUGUCUUUUCAAAGAUUUACUACCGUUUUAUUAGAUAGCAACUACUGCUACACCAUAAAAUUCUGAAAAUAAGCCCCAGAAAAUGUAUUUUUCAAAGGUUUUUUUUGUUGGACUUACAUGUAGAGGGGUAUAUACAAAGGGGCUUCUUAUGAGAGGGCAAUUUGCAUGCCAAAAUACGAUCAGUGUUAUUAAUUUGAAGGGAAAAUUGUGUCAGCAAGUUUAUAAUGUUUAAAUCAUGAUAUUACUGGGCUAAUGACAAUUUUUUGUGACAUUAUAAUCCUAUGAAGCUGCCAACUUCAAACACCACAGCAAAUAACUUUACACUUUGCUAAAAAUGGUGUUUAGCAUGGUUUAUACUGAAGCUCAUUACUUUUUAUAAAAAAGCACAACAUUCAUGGAGAAUCUGAUCUAACUGUAAAAAAUUCAUGAAAAUGUUGGCUUGCUUGGUACACUUCCAUUACAGUAUGGUCUAUUUUAUGUUAAUUUUGAGGACAAUAAGAAAAAGUGCGUAAACAUUUGCUUAUUAUUGAUAAGCAAAUUAUGCCCUUUUUUCAGGAAACCCUUCAAUUACUCCCAAAUACAAGACCUGUGGGAGGUUCUUUUUGAAGCAGCCUAGGUUCAGCAUUUUAACUGGUGCUCUUGUGGUUCUUAUUAUUUGCCUUUCAAUGGUUUGCUUCAGUAUUCAUACUAAGACUCCUUUGAGAUGCCAAUGGUUAUGUGUAAAGUAAAUUAAGUAACUUUAAAGUCCAUAAAUGGAUUUAUGUGGUAUCUAAUUUCUUCCAUGUCAUGUCUCAGUGCUUCAGUGUAAUAAAUUUAUAAUAAUGAAGCUAUCUCUGUACUUGCAAUAAUACUGUAUUUAAAAAAAUUAUUGUAUUUCCUUCCCUUUAACUUUUUAAACUUGGCCCGUGUAGAUUAGGAACUGCUAUGUGUGGGCCAGUCUAUUGUAAAAUGUUUAUUUUUGAGUAAAGAUGAAGUUGAUAUUUGCAUAUUUUAGGUAAAUAUCCCAGAAAAAUAUCUUGACUGGCCACUGCUAAUAGGUAUACACAGGAAUCAUAUGACUGCAAAUAAACCAGGAGCAUGCUUCAAAAUCAGGUACAGGGUUGAAAUGUGAUUCUAAAUAAAUAUUAGCAACAAUAUUAUCUAGUUUAUCUGUAGUCAUGGGCAUGGGGGACUAUAAUAGGUAUGAACCACAGGAUAUGGUAGGCUUUUUGAGGUGCUUAAUCCUUAAAAUAUAUGUAGAGGGUAAGUAUCCUUCUUGGUGUUGAUGAGUUGUGGUCCUUUGAUAGGGUACCUAAAAGCACAGAGGCUGAGCCACUGUAAAGAACAUAUUAAAACCUGCUUGACAUGCAAGGAAAAUGAUUCAACUACAAAAGAUUUACUCUAAAAUCCUAUUUUCUGUCAAUUCCCAUGUGAAGAGCACAAAAAAAACACUUGUUUAAGGUCCAUUUUGCAUUAUCAGUUUUCCCUUAUGUAGGGUUUCAUUUUUAACUUGUGGAUUAAACGUAGCGUAAGGAACGAAUUGUUAUGGGCAUUGUGAUAUGCAAAUGUGUAGCUCAGGUGUGGACACUUUGUUAGUAAUUAGUCGGCUCACACAAAAGUGUCCAAUAUCAAAACGACAAUUGUCACAGAUCGAACAUUCCCAAACGUCCCCAUGAUAAAGAAGUGCUGAGUGUGCACUGUGCCCAGAGCCUUCGAUGUUAUGAUUUUGUAGCUUCCAUAGGAUGAUGUUGUCUUCAUGUGGACUUUGAAUGUUUCAAAUUAGCACUAUAGCCAACUUUGAGACAGAAGUUAGUGAACUUUUGAAGCUUUUUGACUUGUCCAGGUGAUAAACAUGAUGAAGAGAUUAGCAAUAAAGUGGUCCAAGCUCAUGAUUUUUUAACUUAUCUCACGGCCUUACUACAAAUCUCACUGCUUUUUGGGAACAUUCUAAAAUGAAAUGUUUCUUUGUUGCUGAAUCGUAAUUGAUUCUUCUCAUGUUAAUGCAGUACAAUGCCGCUAGCAAGAGACUUUGCGAUAGUUUUGCUUUGUAAGCCAUUUCAAAUGCGAUGAAAUGAGUUCAAGUACAGCUUUUACCGUCAAAACCCUGCUUAUUUUCCUCAUAUAUAUCUUUGAAUUCUUCAUAAAUAAAGCUCUACUAGAUUUAAACAGCAUCUACCUGCAGUUAAAGAUAAUUAAUUUGACACAAAUGUUCAACGCUUGAUGCUGUGGCACAAUAGAAUCUAGGUCAUAGCAAUAUCUGAUAUUGCUAUGACCUCACAUGUUAAUUGUCUAGGUCUUGACUCCCACUGGAGGAAACUUUUUUUUUCUUUUUCUUUUUGGUCGUUUUGGUUUUGUUUUCUUAGUUUAGUUUAGUUUAGUUUUUUUUUACAUAUUUUCAUUUUUUGAUAGACUUAAAUAACAUGGGUAGACUAACUACAAGUUCAUUAUUGGCUUUCAUUUUUAAAAAUGAUUAAUCCGUGAGUUAGCCAUAGGCAUCCUUUGAUUUGUUUCUGGGCAUUACUAGGUUUUCAAUUGAAUUUCAAAUUUAUUCUCUUUUAAUUUAUUGAUACAAGCUAGGUUUAAGAACUUUGAGGCACACACCUAUCCAAAAUUUACCAGGUGCACCCCUGUUCUGUGCCUGUGCUACAUGUAUUAAUGAUAUAGUAGCCCACCUUUCUAUUUUUGGUACUGAGCUUGAAUUAGCUUGCAGCAGCGGCCUUUGCUGGGGAAAUAAAAUACCUUCUAUAAGUGACCACCAAAUACUGCGAGGUCACUUACAGGUUCUCUACAUAGCUGGGUUAUAUAAGCUACCAUCAUUCAAAGUGGGUGUGGCCCAUGUGUAACUGUCUGGUUUUUCUUAAGGUGCUCCUUAAGUGGUGAGGAAAUCAAACAGCUGUACAACAAGGGAGGCCCAGAAGCUUAUGAGUCCUCGGAGUUACUACUGGUUGAUUUAGUGGUAAGCCUCCAUUAAAGACUCUUUGCAUUUGUAAUCUACAGAGAAUCUUUAAAAAAGAUGUGUUUUUCCUCACAUUUCGAGAUUUGGGUAAUUUGUUGCAUUUUCAUAAAUGUUAAUGUGGCAUUUUGUUGCAUAUCUCUUUCUACAGGAAUUCCAAAAGGGUAUGUCAUCUAGUCAGGUCCAGGAACUGUUUAGAGAUCUGACGCCAGGAUGUAAAGCAUGCCUCUACUUUUACUUCAACUUGCAGACCAACACCUGUGUGUAACACUGGCCAACUUAUUUUGUCAAAU